Molecule: messenger RNA, 765 nt
Organism: Ylistrum balloti
Lineage: Eukaryota; Metazoa; Mollusca; Bivalvia; Pectinida; Pectinidae
Product: neurogenin-1-like
Exons: 1
Coding region: 1-765 (254 amino acids)
Molecular function (GO): protein dimerization activity
Source: RefSeq, a predicted model, not a curated record
AUGAGCGUAACAGAGGAAACAAAUGAACCAAAGUUUGAUAAUAUUCAAGUUAAGAGAGAAAUACCAGCAGUUAUGAUGGAAAAUAUAUUUAGAUCGAACCAAGCAAAUCCGCAAUUGUUCAGUAUAGCAGCACUAAGUGGUGAGAGUAGGACCGGACAAGAAAAUAUUUAUUUAAAACAACGGGAUGAAUUUCAAAAUGAAGCCGCCGACGACGAGGGUUAUUCAAAUGUGAAAGUAGAUGUAGAAGAACACAGCAGCGAUGACAGUGAUAACAGCUCGUCUUCCGAACGACGAAAAGACAGUUUUGGGAUUAUUGGUGAAAGUUAUGAACAAAAAGAUCUCGAUGGAAAAUCGAAGACACGGAAACCAAAAGGUGAGAAAGUGGUAAGAUUAAACAUUAAUGCCAGGGAAAGGCGGAGAAUGCAUGAUUUAAAUGACGCUCUUGAUGAACUUCGGUCAGUGAUACCGUAUGCACAUAGCCCUUCCGUGCGAAAACUUUCAAAAAUUGCAACUUUACUGCUGGCUAAAAAUUUCAUUCUAAUGCAAGCCAAUGCACUGGAGGAAAUGCGGCGAGUGAUUGCAUACAGGAAUAACCCCUCGACCAGCCCAUCUGUGUGUCUGGAGCCCUUUACCAGGUACCCAAACAUGCCAGGGUUACAGACUUUAACGACUUUCCCUAGGAACAAUGGACGCAAGUUCUCUCCAGCAUUCCAAAGGACAGCUGACAGUAGUGCAUUCAAGCGGAACUCUAGUGACAAAGUGUAG